Salmo salar (Atlantic salmon) is the source of this 1086-nucleotide messenger RNA. It is a transcript of the gene tssp, whose product is annotated as Thymus-specific serine protease. The record is from RefSeq and is marked provisional. Gene Ontology annotation, cellular component: lysosome; endosome. NCBI's taxonomy places the organism in Eukaryota, Metazoa, Chordata, Actinopteri, Salmoniformes, Salmonidae. Gene Ontology annotation, biological process: proteolysis. Gene Ontology annotation, molecular function: dipeptidyl-peptidase activity; serine-type exopeptidase activity.
AGACCUAUAUCAGUAAAGAGGUCGUAGUUGGAGGCCUGAAGAUGCUUCUGUCUCCCAUCCGUUGUAUCAUCCUCCUUCUCCUUGUGAACUUCGUCUAUUCUGGACGAGUUCUGAGAAAGAUCAAGGAGCACGUGCGUAAAAUCCAGUAUGAGAAAGCGAAGAAGAAUGUGCUGAUGAGCGCAGUCAACGGGCAUAAGCCCAUGGGCGAAGUGAGAGACGGGAAAAUUCACCAACCCCUGGACCACUUCGACAGUCAAAACGAUGAAACAUUUCCUCAGAGGUUUUUCGUGAAUGAAGCCUAUUGGGAGCGUCCUCAUGGCCCAGUGUUCCUGUUCAUCGGAGGGGAGGGCCCCAUCUCUGAGUUCAAUGUGCUGGCAGGCCACCAUGUGGACAUGGCUGAGGAGCACGGGGCCCUGCUUGUGGCCCUGGAGCAUCGUUUCUAUGGCGAGAGCAUCCUUACUAUUGAGGAGAUGGGUCAGGUCCUCUAAGGUGGUGUUCUUCUGUUUGUUUUUUCUAACAUUCUUUUAGUGUUUUUCCCUAGUGUUUUUCCCUAGUGUUUUUCCCUAGUGUUUUCCUUUUUGUUUUUCCAACGUUCUUUUAGUUAUUACGUUUGUGGUUUUCUAACGUUUUUCUUACGUUUUAUAGCGUUUUUUGUUUUAUAGUGUUUUUUCUAACGUUUUUCUAGUGUUUUUUUUCUAAUGUUUUCAUAGUGUUUUUUGAACGUUUUAAUAGCGUGCUUGAAUUUACUCCAGUAUAUAAGUUAUAGAUUUAUAUUUUAAUAGACAGUUUUAGUAAUUUAGGGAACCACUUAUAAUGCUGUACACAGUAUUUAAGUUUCCUAACUACGUACUAGUAGCGUAUAGCUAACCAGAGAGUCUCAGCAUAAGACGACUUUAACAUUACGGAGUGUUCUAAGGUUUACAGCCUGUUCACACAUGCAUUUUCCUUUGUCUGGAUUCAGUGAAGUUAUCUCAGACAAUACAUUAUCUGAAUGUGUGCUGGAUUGCUUUGGAGAUUGUGGAUCUUUGAGUUCAUUUGAUUUAAUCCUGCGAGUUGGAAAAAUAUCAUAAAUAAAAGUUUGCUGAU